Molecule: messenger RNA, 1864 nt
Organism: Xiphophorus maculatus (southern platyfish)
Lineage: Eukaryota; Metazoa; Chordata; Actinopteri; Cyprinodontiformes; Poeciliidae
Product: very-long-chain (3R)-3-hydroxyacyl-CoA dehydratase-like
Exons: 10
Coding region: 270-1370 (366 amino acids)
Biological process (GO): sphingolipid biosynthetic process; very long-chain fatty acid biosynthetic process; fatty acid elongation
Cellular component (GO): endoplasmic reticulum membrane
Molecular function (GO): 3-hydroxyacyl-CoA dehydratase activity
Source: RefSeq, a predicted model, not a curated record
CGCUGCAAUAACCUCGCAAUUCCAGCAGGUGGCAGGAGUCCAACACGUUGACUGUGGGCAGCCGUUUAAAAGCCAAAGAGGAAGAAGACGCUUUUAUUUUGAAGCUGCCCAAGUGUUAUCUUACUUUGAAAUGUGUCUAGGAUUUGUUUUCGGAAGUCGAUUCCCCCCAUCUAUCGCUCCGAGUCCUCGGUGAGGACUUCCAUGGAUCAGUCUGAAUGAAUUUUCUGCUUCUUCGUGGCGUGUAAAUCACCAGUUAUCGCAGCGUGGACAUGCAGAUCCUGACUCCGCAGGUUUUCUGGGCGCAGCGGCACGGAGAGAUUUUUCUCCGGGUGGAACUGAGCGAUGCUUCGGACGUUGAUAUCAGUUUGCAGGGGCACAACACCCUCCAGUUCAGAGCUCAGGGUCAUGGAGCUAAAGGAGACAACCAGUAUGAGUUCAACCUGGAGUUCCUGGAACCAGUUAAACCAGAGAUCCACCAAAAGUUGACGCAGCGCCAGGUGGACAUUAAGAUCCGGAAGCGGGACGAGCGCUGGUGGGAGCGGCUGACGCUGCGGGAGAAGAAGCCGCUGUUUCUGGCUCCGGACUUCGACCGCUGGUUGGAUGAGUCGGAUGCCGAGAUGGAGCUCCAGGCCAAGGCAAGAACCAGACAAACAACUCUGAGGGAGAAAAGAGGAAAAAAUGAAAAUCAUGAAAGAGAAUUCACCUACAUCAGCCUGAAGAAGGGAUACUUGUUCAUGUACAACCUGGUGCAGUUCCUGGGAUUCUCCUGGAUCUUCGUCAACAUGACCGUUCGACUCUUCAUCCUCGGUCAAGACUCGUUCUACGACACCUUCCACACCACGGCGGACAUGAUGUAUUUCUGCCAGAUGAUGGCCGUGCUGGAGGUCGUCAACCCCUUACUGGGUCUGGUUAAAACCGGAUUCUUCCCUGCGAUGAUCCAGGUGGCGGGGAGGAACGUCAUUUUGUUCGUCAUCUUCGGCUGCCUGGACGAGAUGCAGAACAAGGCCGUGGUGUUCUAUGUCUUCUACCUGUGGAGCUCCAUCGAGAUCUUCAGAUAUCCGUUCUACAUGCUGGCCUGCAUCGGCACAGACUGGAAGCCGCUGACGUGGCUCAGGUACAGCCUGUGGAUCCCUCUGUACCCGCUGGGGGUCGUAGCUGAAGCGGUGGCUGUGAUCCAGUCCCUGCCCAUCUUUGACGAGACGCGUCUGUUCAGCGUCCCGCUGCCCUCCGCGCUCGGACACUCGUUAAGUUUCUCCUACACGCUGCAGCUCUACCUGGUCGUCAUGUUUCUGGGACUCUUCAUUAACUUCAGACAUCUGUACAAGCAGAGACAGAGACGCUACCGAUCCAGGAAAAGGAAAGUCCACUAACGGAUCCACUUCCUGUCUUUGUUCUCGCCUGACCUGAUCGGGUUUGGUUUCGCUCUCAAUGCCUUCUCUUCCCAUCUUCCACUUCACACUUUAUCUUGUGAAAUCCUGCUUUCACUGAUAAGUUGUGAAUUUAUUGGUUAUUAUUUAUUUAAAGGAGCAAAUGCUAAGUUUAAAACCCACUGAUGGACAUAAUAUAAGUUUUUAUUUUAAAUAUGACAAUCUGAUUGUUUUAGGUUUUGACAAAAAAACUUUUUGUUAGAAUCCGAUCCGAUGCAUUCUGAUUUCAUAACACAAAAAUAUGAAAAAUGAGAAAUUUGUUUCAUUAAAAACUAAGAAAAAAAAUUGUUCCACAAUAAACCAGACAUGCAGUAUUUUAAUAAAACGCAUUAGGUUGUCAUUUUUCAGGGAAAAGUUUGUGUACACUGCAAAAACAAACUCUUACCAAGUGUUUGUGGUCUAGUUUCUAGUCCAAAUAUCUUCAUAUCAUUGAAUUA